CCGUGCCGAAGGAAUGGGGGGCAGGCUAAGACUCGUCCCUGCAAAGCCUCAGGGGCCCCACGGGUGGGGGGAGGGCCUGAAGGAGCCGGGGCCCUGGUGUGUGCACUUAGCAGGGAGAAGGGGGAGGACUAGAUACCCAGUAAAUACCCGCUGGGCGCCAGGGAGGAGAUGCCCAAGGCCCGGCUGCCAAGGAGUCUUCCUCGAAGGCUCUGACACUGGGGCUUCACGCCCCGCCUUUCAGCCCAGGUCACUGGAGAGCUUUUGGGUCAAGAGGCAUGUGGCUGCUGCCAGUCUGGCGGGGAGUGGUCCCGGACCCCGCGCAGGAGAAAAAGGUCACCUGUGGGCGGGUGGGGGCUUCCCCUGGAGAACCAGAUGGGCAGUGUGGACGAAAGUGCCUGGGUCUGAAGAUGACAAACGGGUGGCGGCGCCAGCACAGGACCCAGAAGGAGGGCUGCCCCGUGAGACCAGCCUGACCCCCCCCGCUCGCCCCUCCUGCCUCGACACCUCGGCCCAGUGCAGCCUCAAAUGCUGGGUUCACGCGUGCGUGGUGCACCCAGGACGGCGUCCAGAACAAAACCCCAUGGCUGGGAGUGAGGCUCGGUCAGGCAGCCCAGCACUCGAGAACCCCGAGCCCCCCGGAGCCUCGGUGCAGGCUGAGUGCGGCUGUGCUGCAGCCCCCCUGCCUGUAUGUGGCAGCCCUGUCCCAGGGGACCUGGGAACGAGGCCAACUCCUGGGCUCACGAGGGGUGCCGGGAGUGCUGUCCCACCCUGGGCUGUCACGGUGUCCCCGGGGCAGAUGACGUGCAGUCUAGGCUGUGCCUGGUGCUCUGCGGCCUCCACGCGGCAGCUGGGGCAGAGGCAGUGCUUCGGUGGCCAGAGUUACACGUUAACUUAUCCUGUUCUUGUUUAACUUGCUCCCGGGGAUGGCGGCAGCCUCUGACCCGUCCCGGUGCCCUGACUGACUGGCCACAAGGACAGAGAUUGAAUCCUGCCCAGCCCUUGAGGGAUCAGUCUGCUCGGCCAAGGAGCCCCGGGGAGCCGUGGGUGGCACCAGUGUCCAGCCUGCCUCGAGGAGGCCCCGGCCAGACCAUGGCAGGACCCUGCGACAGGGCCCCUGACUUCCUCUCCCCAUCUGGAAACCAGGUCCUGUGGCCUGCCCUGGGCAGUGUGGUCACUCUGAACUGCACGGCCUCGGUGGUCUCUGGGCCCCACUGCCCCUUGCCCUCGGUCCAGUGGCUGAAAGAUGGGCUGCUGCUGGGCAAUGGAAGCCACUAUGACCUCCAUGAGGACUCCUGGGUCAAGGCCAACUGGUCAGAGGUGCUUGUGUCCAGUGUCCUGCGGAUCAACCUGACCAGUACUGAGGACUUCAGGACCUUCACCUGCUCCGUCCAGAACACCAGCUCCUCUUCCUUCACUCUUGGGAGAGCUGGCCUGGCUGGACAUGUGGCCGCGGUGCUGGCCUCACUCCUGGUCCUGCUGGUCCUGCUCCUGGCAGCGCUGCUAUACGUGAAGUGUCGACUCAAUGUACUGCUCUGGUACCAAGACACGUAUGGGGAGGUGGAGAUGAACGAUGGGAAGCUCUACGACGCCUACGUCUCCUACAGCGACAGCCCCGAGGACCGGAAGUUCGUGAACUUCAUCCUGAAGCCGCAGCUGGAGCGGCGCCGGGGUUACAAGCUCUUUCUGGACGACCGCGACCUCCUGCCGCGCGCGGAGCCGUCGGCCGACCUCCUGGUGAACCUGAGCCGCUGCCGGCGCCUCGUCGUGGUGUUGUCCGACGCCUUCCUCGGCCGGGCCUGGUGCAGUCACAGCUUCCGGGAGGGCCUGUGCCGGCUGCUGGAGCUCACGCGCAGACCCAUCUUCAUCACUUUCGAGGGCCAGCGGCGCGACCCCGCACACCCUGCGCUCCGCCUGCUGCGCCAGCAUCGCCACCUGGUGACCCUGCUGCUCUGGAGGCCCGGUUCCGUGACACCUUCCUCCGAUUUUUGGAAAGAGCUACAGUUGGCGUUGCCACGGAAGGUGCAGUACAGAGCGAUGGAGGGAGACCCCCAGACCCGGCUGCAGGAUGACAAGGACCCCAUGCUGAUUGUGCGAGGCCGGGUCCCAGAGGGUCAGACCCUGGACCCGGAGCUGGACCCUGACCCUGAGGGGGACCUGGGUGUACGAGGGCCUGUCUUUGGGGAGCCAGCAGCUCCACCGCAUGCAAGUGGGGUCUCGCUUGGAGAGGGCCAAGGCAGUGAAGUGGAUGUGUCGGACCUUGGCUCCCGAAACUACAGUGCCCGCACGGACUUCUAUUGCCUGGUGUCGGAGGAUGACGUGUAGCCCCUGCCCCCUGGAGCAGCACGAUCACCAGGGACGGCUGGGGGCAGGGCUGAUUUUUUUCCCACUCAGCAGGACCACGAGCCCUGUCUACCUGCAGCCCUGGGACCUCGGGGAAAGAGAGUGGGCCCAGCGACCGUCCUUGUGCCAGAAAUAAAGUCCUUUGGAAUCCUG
Balaenoptera ricei (Rice's whale) is the source of this 2493-nucleotide messenger RNA. It is a transcript of the gene SIGIRR, whose product is annotated as single Ig and TIR domain containing. The transcript has 9 exons. The record is from RefSeq and is a predicted model, not a curated record. NCBI's taxonomy places the organism in Eukaryota, Metazoa, Chordata, Mammalia, Artiodactyla, Balaenopteridae. Bases 688 to 2322 code for a protein of 544 amino acids. Gene Ontology annotation, biological process: signal transduction.